UAUUCCUUGACAGUUGUACUUUUUCUAUUAAACCUAGUGCAUGYUUAAUAAAUUUAAAGUGAUGUAAUAAUAAAUGUUUAGUUAAUACAUCAUWCAAAUUUAUUUAAUUAUUUUUGUAUUUAGCUGUACUCAACCUAAAAUAUAAAUCGAAUCUGGGGUAUUAGAUUUGCUGAAUGCAGACGAAUAAAAUUAUUCAAAAAUAUUUUAAUUUUGUAAUCAACUUCAUUCUGGAGUAGUUCAAUUCAGAAGAAAAUCCGGCAGAACAUAUAAUUUAUUCAAAAAACCUUCCUGCUUCAAUACCAUGCAGAUAUCAGUAUAUCGCUCAAGCUAGAGUUCAAAACCUAGGUACCGUCAGUAAAAUGGAAGAAGAUAAGGCAAGCUAAUAUUUGAAUUGUGGUAUUUUAUUGUAAUUUUAUAGUUUCUGCGUUUUAACUGUAUAGAUAGAAUUCGAUAACAAAUACAUUUAAACCAUAAUUAAUAGGCAUAACUUAUAAAAUAAAUUAUUAAUUAGAAAUAAAUUUAAGAUUUAAAGAUUAAGAAGGUCUUAAAGAUCUUAAGAAUAAUUACGAACAUAAAAGCAUUUUAAAAAUAAUAAGUGAAGAUAAAAUUUUAAAUUAAUUAAAUAGCAUCAAUAUUACUUAAAGAAAUUGUAAUUGGAUAUCUUCCAGACAAUUUUCUACAAUCUUUAUAYACUGUAAAAUAAUUUAACUGAUAUAAUCUAAGUAUAGUAUUUAAUAAGUUACCUAUAUAAACAUGUUUCAAUUCAAAAUCCUUCUAUUAAUUACUUGCUUGAAAGUAUGCCGCGGUUUUGCUUAUCAAUGUCCUAAAUCUGUCCCAUAUUCAGAAAUAUCAGGAUUAUCAAGAGUUAGCUUACCUAUAUCAGAUGCGCUCCACCAUUUUAAAAUCAAAAACGAAUUUCUAAUUGAUUCUAAUGGUAGGACAAGAUAUGUUUGCGUAGAAAUUACGCCAGAAAUAUACACAAUACGGAAUAAGACAAUGAAUAACGAUACCGAUACGCAUGUCCAAACCGGAGGAGAUUGUAAAGGACAUGUAAUACCACAUUCCUUAGGGGGAUCAAAUCAUUCAUUGAAUAUAUUUUCGCUUAAUCAGAAUUGUAAAUCGGAGAUGCUAAACAGUGGUGUCGAGCAAAAACUCGGUGAAUUACUUACUGAACACUCGCGAAUAACAUAUAUAGCUGAACUUGAAUAUAUAUAUAAUGCGACUGAUACACGGCCAAAAUGCAUAAACGCAGUGUAUAUGGACGAAAAUGAAAAUAUUUUAGGAUCUAUGAAAAUAAUGAAUUCGCCA
Diuraphis noxia (Russian wheat aphid) is the source of this 1308-nucleotide messenger RNA. RefSeq lists its product as uncharacterized. Lineage: Eukaryota; Metazoa; Arthropoda; Insecta; Hemiptera; Aphididae. The record is from RefSeq and is a predicted model, not a curated record.